Molecule: messenger RNA, 3241 nt
Organism: Insectozyma verbasci
Lineage: Eukaryota; Fungi; Ascomycota; Pichiomycetes; Serinales; Debaryomycetaceae
Source: the annotation of a GenBank genome assembly
AUGGCUAAAACAAGAUCAAAAGGUGCCGUUGCAUCUUCACCCAUCUCAAAAUCACCAAAAGCAUCACCAAAAGUAAACAAAGUAAAAAAACCAACAACCAGAAAGACAAAACCACAACCAAAGAAAGAAACUCCAAAACAAGAAGAUGCCACUCCAAUAAAACAAAUUCCAGAAACACCAGAUAUAGAGUCAACUACAUCAUCAUUCAUACCUACAAAAGUAACAACCAAAGCAAUUUCCGAACUAUUAAAAUUCACAACUAGACAAAAAGAGGAAGAAACCAAACCCGAAAAAUCACAAUUAUUCGACUCUGACGAAGAAUCAACCACAACACCAUUAUAUUUAACAAUUGACUCCAAGGUAUAUUUCUCAUCUAAACCACAAUUCAAACCGAAAUUACUCCCAUUAAGCAAAUCUAUCAAUCAAAAUCCAAACAUAUGUUUAAUUUUAAGAGAUGGUUUAGUUAAAGAAAAUUCAGAAUUGAAUGCAUUAGAAUCGUUGAAUAUUAAUCAAUAUGUACCAAUGAAAUCCAUCAAAUCAGAUUAUAAGAAUUUUGAAAAAAGAAGAGAAUUUCAUUCCACUUAUGAUUUGUUCCUCGCUGAUGAAGCAGUAUUAAACAUCUUACCUAAUGCCUUGGGAAAAAUAUUCUACAAAUCUUCCAAAUUUCCAAUUCCUGUUAAGUUGACAAGUUCAAAUGCUCCUGAAAAGUUGAGUAUCACAACCUUAAAAAAUCAAAUUGAGAAAGUUUUAAAUUCGACUUGGUAUUUACCUCCCCAGGGAUCAAAUAUAAGUAUCAAAAUUGGAUAUUUGAAUAAGUUUUAUGAUGAGAAUGAUUUAGUUAAGAAUUUUGAAUCUGUUUUGAGUAAAUUUGACAAAAAUGGGUUGAAAAGUGUUAUGAUUAAAACUGAUAAAUCACCUGCUUUGCCUUUAUUUUAUACUGAUAAAUUAUAUGAUGAUAAGGAUGUUAUUGAAGAAGGUACUGAUAAAGAAGUUGAUAUUGAAGAGGGUGAUGGUUUGAAUGAUUUUGAGAGAGGAUUAUUGGAAUUGGGUGAUUUAGAAACUGUCCAACAGGUUCUUGGUAAGAAAUUGAAUCAAAAGAAGACUACUAAAAAUGCUAAGAAGAAUGUUAAGGGGAAAGUUCAUAAAUAAAUGAAUAUAUAAUAGAUAAAUAAUUGAUAAAUUGCGUUUUUGAAAGUAUUAAACUCUUGUCCUCGAAUAAUUUACUUUUAUUCGUCAAAUCAUUGUAUUGAUUAACAGACUUGACCGUGAAAUAAUCCCCACAAACUCUGUUUAAUUAGCAUUGUUGUUUAAGGGUCAAUUUUGCAGCCGUUUAUUGAUUCACUUGGUAGUGCUCUCAGUAAAAAUCGAAAUCAAAUCAAUCAAUAAUUUGUUUCAGAGUUUAAUUAUAGAUCUAUGUGGAUAAUAAAACACGAUGAAGACAAACUAGGAGGUAAGUAACGCCCUAAUUCCAUCAACCAAUGCAUUCAAAAUACUAACAUUCUUACCAUUAGAUAUUUUAACCCAUUUAAAACCAAAUAAAUCAUAUUUAAUAGGUAGGAAUGAAGAAGAAGUAGAUAUAUCAUUCAAAUCACCAAAAGCAUCACGUCAAUUAUUACAAAUAACACCAAAUUCAAACUCUUUAAAAGUCAAAUUAUUAUCAAGGUCAAAAGGCUCAAUAAAUAACAAGGUAUAUAAAUUGAAGAAAAAUGAAGAACCUUACGAAAUAACCUUUCCCGACUCAGAAAUCAAGAUUGAGAUGGUAGAAAGUGAUGAAGACAAACCGAUUAUACUCAAUUAUUACAAAUUGACAUUUUACAAUAACAAUCACCCAUUUUUGAAAGAAAUUGAUGUUGAUGUAUCUAAUAAUAUUGGGAAUUCAAUGUUAUUAUUUCGUGAUGUUGAUGAUGAUUAUCGAAAGGCUGUUGUUUUGGGAAGACCAAUCUUGAGUAAAUCAUGGAUUAAAGAUGUUAAGACCGGAAGUAUACAGGAUUGGUUGUUUGAUUUGAGUUCAAAUUUGAAAAAGUAUAGUCCUUUUGAUUCAGGUCCUAAAAAUAGAAUGCAUUUAUUUGAAGGUAUGAAAAUUGUAGCUCCUGCUGGUUUAAACUGGAUAGAUAGUGCUAAGGAGAUCAAAGAUGGUGGUGAUAAAUUCAUACUUGUUAAUGAUUCAGAUGUUGAUGAUUAUAAAUGUACUAGUGAGAUGGCUUUAUUCGAUGCUGUUUUAAAAGAAGAUAUUAGCUCCAUACCUGUCAAUACUAAAAGGACUAAAAGAAGUAGAGAAGAGCCUAGUAAUUCAGUUAGGAAGAGAAGAAGGUAUGAAAAAGUAGAUAAUAAAUUGCAUUUCUUUUCAUUAAAUACAGAAAGUCAAACUCAAGAACAAUCAAUAACUCCAGAACAACCAUCAAUACAACCAUCAGUACCAGAACCAAUUAAACUACUAGAAUCAACUCAACUACCAGACCCACCACAACCUGAACCAAUUAAACAAGUUGAAUCAACACUAAUACCGAAAUCACCACCACCACCACCACCACCAACAACAACAGAAACAUCAACAACCGAGACAAAACCUAGUCUUAAACGUAAAGCAUCAUCUGAAGAAUUAACAAUAACUCAUACACAGCCAAAAAGUCGAAAAUUUAUACCCAAAGUGACAUUUGUAGAUGCUGUAUUACAAACCAAAAAAGAAACUCGUAAACAAAUAAAUGAAAAAUAUGGAAUAAUAGACGACGAAGAAGAGGACAUGAAUCAAAACCUUUCCAAUUUAGCCAUUGUCGAAAUUGUAGAUAUGAAAUUAAGAACACCACCAAAGAAUACAAGAGAACCAGGAGAGAUUGAUCCCAGGUAUGCUAAUCGUAAAAAUUUCAAAACGUUUAGAAAAGUGCAGCCUAAAAAGACAAGAGAGUAUGUUUCUUUUAGUGUUGUUAACGAGGGUAUGAAAAAGAGAAGUAAUGAGAAAGAGGAGAGAACUUUUGAUUCUGAAUUUGAUGGAUUGAUGUCUAAUGUUAGAGGAUAUAAACCUGAUCCAGAACCUUUGUUUAUUCAAGAUGAUUCUGAUGACGAUGAUGGGUUUAAGAGUAGGACUGCUAGUAUACCUAAUUCAAAUUCAAAUGGGAAAACGAGAAAUGCUGCUUCUCGACCUAAUUAUAGAACUAAUAAUAAUAAUGAUGAUGAUGAUGACGACGAUGAUGAUGAUGAUGAUGAUGAUGAUGAUGAUCAACCAAAAUUUGGAUUUACAAGAUAA